AUGUUCAGCAGCAUGUCACAGUCACAGGAGUGCAGAGGCUUUAAACAGCUCAUGCCCGGCGAUGAAACAGGUGGACUCUACAUCUUGCUGCUGGUGUCCCUCUUCCCACUGUACUACUGGUGCUUUACAGACGAAAGUGCUGAGGAUGAGUUUGAAAUAUCCUUUGUUUGCCAUCGGCCUGAUGAUCUGGACAUACUACAGGAAGAGACUGAAUUCAGCAAGAAAGAGCUGCAGUUCCUCUACAGGGCCUUCAAAAAUGAAUGUCCCAGUGGAGUGGUGACUGAGGACGUGUUUAAACUCAUUUACUCUCAGUUCUUCCCACAGGGAGAUUCAAGCAUUUAUGCACAUUACCUCUUUGAGGCAUUUGACACUAACGGGAAUGGCUGUUUGAGUUUUAAGGAGUUUGUUGCUGGUCUGUCACUCAUCCUUAGAGGCUCAAUAUAUGACCGGUUAAAUUGGGCAUUUAAUUUCUAUGAUCUUGAUAAAGAUGGAUUCAUCACACGAGAGGAGAUGAUGAAGAUCAUGAAGUCGAUUUAUAAUUUGAUGGGGAAGUAUGUGUAUCCCUCCAUACAUGAUGAUACUCCCAGAGAACAUGUGGAAAACUUCUUUCAGAAAAUGGACAGAAACCAUGAUGGAUUGAUCACUAUUGAGGAGUUCAUGGAGUCAUGUCAAAAGGAUGCAAAUAUUAUGCGGUCAAUGCGGCUGUUUGACAGUGUCUUUUAGGAGUUUCUGCCCAGCUGUGGAUUUCGGCACAUUCUUCUCUCUCCAUCAAGAAAUUUCUCCAUCAAGAAUCUUACUGUGUUCACACUGUACUUAUAUAUUAUGCAUUUUUAUAAUAUGUGGGGUUUGCUAUUUUUUUUAUCAUAGAAGGCCUUUAGGGAAGCACACA
Molecule: messenger RNA, 889 nt
Organism: Sinocyclocheilus rhinocerous
Lineage: Eukaryota; Metazoa; Chordata; Actinopteri; Cypriniformes; Cyprinidae
Product: Kv channel-interacting protein 2
Exons: 8
Coding region: 1-723 (240 amino acids)
Biological process (GO): regulation of potassium ion transmembrane transport
Cellular component (GO): voltage-gated potassium channel complex
Molecular function (GO): potassium channel regulator activity; calcium ion binding
Source: RefSeq, a predicted model, not a curated record